GCUCUUCUUCCUUCCUUCUCCAGUCCCUUCCACUGUGCGUCUUCUGUCCCCCGUUCUUCCCCAGCGGACCCCUCUUUCGAGACUCCCUAGUGGGGUCCCCAGCUCCCGGGCGAUCCUGCCCUUGCCGAGCGCGUUUUCUGGAGUCACCUGGGGGAGGGGAGUCCUGGGCAGGGCCGGGCUGGGGAAGACGCCUGGGGCACUGCCCGGCGUUAACAAAGGGAGCCGAUACCGACCGGCGUGGGCGCGGAGCGGGCGGCCGCCACCGAGCGUGCUGAGCAACCGCAGCCUCCGCGGCCGAGAGUGCAGCGAGCAAGGGGAGAGCCAGUUGCGCAGAGCCCUGCAACCAGCAGUCCAGGGAGAAGUGGUGAAUGUCAUGGAGCCCAGCUGAAAUGGACUGGCCCCCUUGAGCCUGUCCCAAGCCCUGGUGCCAGGUGUCCAUCCCCGUGCUGAGAUGAGUUUUGAUCAUCCUGAGAAAAAUGGGCCUUGGCCUGCAGACCCAAUAAACCUUCCCUCCCAUGGAUAAUAGUGCUAAUUCCUGAGGACCUGAAGGGCCUGCCGCCCCUGGGGGAUUAGCCAGAAGCAGGCUUGUUUUCCUGCUCAGAACAAAGUGACUUCCCUGAACACAUCUUCAUUAUGAUUCACACCAACCUGAAGAAAAAGUUCAGCUGCUGCGUCCUGGUCUUUCUUCUGUUUGCAGUCAUCUGUGUGUGGAAGGAAAAGAAGAAAGGGAGUUACUAUGAUUCCUUUAAAUUGCAAACCAAGGAAUUCCAGGUGUUAAAGAGUCUGGGGAAAUUGGCCAUGGGGUCUGAUUCCCAGUCUGUAUCCUCAAGCAGCACCCAGGACCCCCACAGGGGCCGCCAGACCCUCGGCAGUCUCAGAGGCCUAGCCAAGGCCAAACCAGAGGCCUCCUUCCAGGUGUGGAACAAGGACAGCUCUUCCAAAAACCUUAUCCCUAGGCUGCAAAAGAUCUGGAAGAAUUACCUAAGCAUGAACAAGUACAAAGUGUCCUACAAGGGGCCAGGACCAGGCAUCAAGUUCAGUGCAGAGGCCCUGCGCUGCCACCUCCGGGACCAUGUGAAUGUAUCCAUGGUAGAGGUCACAGAUUUUCCCUUCAAUACCUCUGAAUGGGAGGGUUAUCUGCCCAAGGAGAGCAUUAGGACCAAGGCUGGGCCUUGGGGCAGGUGUGCUGUUGUGUCGUCAGCGGGAUCUCUGAAGUCCUCCCAACUAGGCAGAGAAAUCGAUGAUCAUGACGCAGUCCUGAGGUUUAAUGGGGCACCCACAGCCAACUUCCAACAAGAUGUGGGCACAAAAACUACCAUUCGCCUGAUGAACUCUCAGUUGGUUACCACAGAGAAGCGCUUCCUCAAAGACAGUUUGUACAAUGAAGGAAUCCUAAUUGUAUGGGACCCAUCUGUAUACCACUCAGAUAUCCCAAAGUGGUACCAGAAUCCGGAUUAUAAUUUCUUUAACAACUACAAGACUUAUCGUAAGCUGCACCCCAAUCAGCCCUUUUACAUCCUCAAGCCCCAGAUGCCUUGGGAGCUAUGGGACAUUCUUCAAGAAAUCUCCCCAGAAGAGAUUCAGCCAAACCCCCCAUCCUCUGGGAUGCUUGGUAUCAUCAUCAUGAUGACGCUGUGUGACCAGGUGGAUAUUUAUGAGUUCCUCCCAUCCAAGCGCAAGACUGACGUGUGCUACUACUACCAGAAGUUCUUCGAUAGUGCCUGCACGAUGGGUGCCUACCACCCGCUGCUCUAUGAGAAGAAUUUGGUGAAGCAUCUCAACCAGGGCACAGAUGAGGACAUCUACCUGCUUGGAAAAGCCACACUGCCUGGCUUCCGGACCAUUCACUGCUAAGCACAGGCUCCUCACUCUUCUCCAUCAGGCAUUAAAUGAAUGGUCUCUUGGCCACCCCAGCCUGGGAAGAACAUUUUCCUGAACAAUUCCAGCCUGCUCCUUUUACUCUAGGGGCCUCUGUCAGCAAGACCAUGGGGACUUCAAGAGCCUGUGGUCAGGAAAUCAGGUCCAGCCUUCCCUGUAGCCAGACAGUUUAUGAGCCCAGAGCCUCCUGCCACACACAUGCACACAUAUCUAGCAUUCUUUCCAGACAGCAUCCUCCCCGCCUUCCACCUUGGUAGAUGCAAGGUCUAUCUCUCCCAUCAGGGCUGCCAAAGCUGGGCUUUGUUUUUCCCAGCAGAAUGAUGCCAUUCUCACAAACCAAUGCUCUAUAUUGCUUGAAGUCUGCAUCUAAAUAUUGAUUUCACGUUUUAAAGAAAUUCUCUUAAAUUACAAUUGUGCCCAAUGCAGGGUGGCUCUGGGGGGCAAGUAGGUGGUACAGGGGAUUGGAAACAUGCUCCGCGCCUCCAGAGAAAAGUUGCUCCCGAGGUCCAUGCCCCUGGAACGUGUUCCUAUCACUCUGGCUGGUUGGGCUGGUCCUUAGACUGGGUGCUUAUGAUUAAAGGGUCUUGGUUAGCCCACUUUCCCUCUCCAUGUGGAGAUGGAAGGUAGAGAAGGAUACAGUGUCUAUCCUCAAGUUGCUACGGUUCAGUGAGAGAGGCAGACAUCUGAACAGGCAGGUAGGAUUCAGUGUGCUCAGUGCACUGGGGAUUUGGAGAGAGAUGGGCUUGCUCUCUCUGUGCACCCAGGAGGGCCACGCACUUAAAACUGUGUUUGUGGAUCAGAGAAGGCUUUAUAGCACAGGGGGCAUUCAGAUGAGUCUUAGAGGAAGAGAAGAAACAUGGCAAGCAGAUUACAUCUGAGCCGUUUGAAUUGUGUUUUUCUUUCUUCCCAUGUUUAUUUUCUAAGAUCUACCUGAACUUAGAGACUCAAGAUAUUUUUUUAGGAAACCUCCUACCCAUGUCUGAGGUAGCAAGUGCAGCCUCACGACAGAUACCAGGCAAUCCAGAGCCACAAAACGUGAUUCCUCCAGGCUCUGCCUGGCCUGACCCUGUCCUGUCAGCUGGGUUUACAUACCAGUCCCAUUCUUCCUUUUCAAUACCUACCCCCAAAUCUUCUCCUAACCACCAUCUGUUUUUUUUUUUUAAAGCAUUUUUUGCUUUAAAAGCAUCCUGACCCCAAUUUCUUUGAGCUCACGGGCCUUUUGCUGAAGGUCUCUCAGGGUGUAGUGGUGUGGCUCUCUGGACUUAACGUCACUCUCAGAGGUCAGAACCUUGGAGAUCAGAACUGAUUCUCACCAGGUGUGAGAGGUGUGGUAGCAGAUUGCAAUGCUCUGCACCUCUUCCUUGCAAGUGAGCAACUUCAGGCUCUCUGGGCAGAGGCUGGCCCACUGUAGUUUGCAGACAUGCUCUCCAGAUGGUUUUACUAAGUCCCCUCUCCCUGAUAGGGAAUCCUGCUGGACCAGCGCAGCCCUGGUGUGGAGAGGUUAAAAGACUUGCACAGGAUCACCAAGUCAUGCUGUAGAGCCAGGAUUCCUAGACCCAGGGCUCUGCACUCUCAAGGCUGGCCCCAUGUGCUCAAGGGGAUCUAAUGUUUGGGCUCCAAACUAACCAUCUCGGAGCUGGGCUCCUCAUUUACUGCCAAACCCUCAGCUUAUGUAGCUAGAAAGGGCCCUGGAGUGAGAAAGCCUGGAUUUUCAAAUUGAUGCUCCCCUACUGACUAGCUGUGCCACUCUGGGCAAAUGCUCUUCCUUGAGCCUGUUUCCACACCUGUAAAGUGGGGAUGAUGAUCCUAUCUCACUGCUUUUGUGAGGAUUACAGGAAAGCACCUGUCCUGGCUCUGUACCUGGCACGUAGUAGGUGCUCAGUUCAUGCUGGUUUCCUUCCUGCCUUUAGUAGGGACCUGCUCUGUGCUCACACCUCGGCUGCAUGCACCCUGCUGUGACGGAGGCUAGUGUGGAAGAGGUCCUGUCCUCAGGGAAUUAACUGUCUUAUUGGGAGACAACAACUGUCCUCCUUGGAACACCCAAGAAACCAUGCAAAGCAGUGGACAACACAGAACACGCCCUCCUCCUCGCUGCCUGCAGCUCCAAUCUGAUUCUGCUUGGGAAUGGGCGGAGCACGUGGGCUGCUUAACUGCUGUAUAGGACAAGCCCCUUACCCCUCUCUGGGCCCAUGAAUUCCUGGCUUGGUUUAUGUUCUGAUUUGACACACUGAUUUUAAUCUUCGAAUCAUGACACUGAGUGCAGAGGAGGUGGCAUUCCGACAGCAGGACAUACAUGUUGGUGUGAAGACUGGGACGACACUGGGUAGAAUCUAGUUUUUAAUUAUUAUUAAUAUAAAGGAUCAAAUUAAUUUAAAUAUGAUUCUGAAGUCUACAGAACUUUUAGUUCUGUGCUGUCUAUGUGGACACUUUGGUAAAAUGCAAAUUAUGAUAUGGACGUUAUCAUUGGUCUGGUGAGAUGUUUCAUAUUUGUGACAGUUAAUUUAAAAAUUAUGAGUUAAUGCUGCCUGUGUCUAUGGGGUUCUGUCUUCUUUGAUAGCCAUCUAUUCAUCUGGAUCAUGGGACCCUCUCUAAUCCUUCCACCAAUCAAAUAAGCUAUUGCUAUUGGUUUGGAGUUGAGAUAUCAGUCUCGGAAACUUCUGAAAAAUGCUAAUAAUUACCCAAGGAUUAUGUCAAAUUUUAAAAUAAAUGUGUGUGUGUUUCUUUAA
Messenger RNA from Homo sapiens (human), 4604 nucleotides. RefSeq names its product ST6 beta-galactoside alpha-2,6-sialyltransferase 1 (gene ST6GAL1). Bases 634 to 1854 code for a protein of 406 amino acids. The transcript is spliced from 8 exons. Gene Ontology annotation, molecular function: beta-galactoside alpha-2,6-sialyltransferase activity; sialyltransferase activity. Gene Ontology annotation, cellular component: Golgi cisterna membrane; extracellular region. The record is from RefSeq and is marked reviewed. Lineage: Eukaryota; Metazoa; Chordata; Mammalia; Primates; Hominidae. Gene Ontology annotation, biological process: sialylation; protein N-linked glycosylation; glycoprotein biosynthetic process.